AUGAAGACAGGGCCCCAGGCUUGGAGGAUACUGGCAAAGUCAUGUCUUCUCUGUGUUGCCCUGGGAUGUCUCUAUUUCUCUGGUUCUAGAGGGGAGAAGCCAGAUUUCUUUGACGCAAAUGCAGCCAACCAGAGCCUUGCUAAGAGCAGACGAGUACGGAGUGUGGAUAUCACCCCAGCGCCUGUUGACUGUGAGCUGUCCAGCUGGUCCUCCUGGACCGCAUGUGACCCCUGUCAGAAGAAAAGGUACAGACAUGCUUACUUGCUCCAGCCCUCCCAGUUCCAUGGGGAAUUGUGUGACUUCUCUGACAAGGAAGUUGAAGACUGUGUUACCAACCGACCAUGCAGAAGUCAAGUGCGAUGUGAAGGCUUUGUGUGUGCACAGACAGGGAGGUGUGUGAAUCGCAGACUCCUCUGCAAUGGAGACAAUGACUGUGGAGACCAAUCAGAUGAAGCAAACUGUAGGAGGAUUUAUAAAAAAUGUCAACAGGGAAUGGAGCAGUACUGGGCGAUUGGCAAUCUGGCCAGUGGGAUAAACCUAUUCACAGACACACUCGAGGGCCCAGUUCUCGAUCACCGGUAUUACGGUGGUGGAUGCUCCCCCCACUACAUCCUGAACACCAAGUUUAGGAAGCCGUACAACGUGGAAGGCUACACCCCACAGACCCAAGGCAAAUAUGAAUUUGCACUUAGAGAAUAUGAAUCAUAUUCAGAUUUUGAACGCAAUGUGACAGAGAAAACAACCAGCAAGUCUAGUUCCAAGUUUGGUUUUAAAAUAAUUGGCCUAUUUGAGCUUGGAUAUAAAGAAGACAGCAACAAAGGCAGACAUUACAUUAGCAGAACCAAACGAUUCUCACACACUAACAGCAAGUUUCUGCACGCACGCUCUGUCCUUGAAGUGGCCCAUUACAAGCUCAAGUCCAGAAACCUCAUGCUCCAUUAUGAAUUCCUCCAGAGGGUGAAGAGCCUGCCCCUAGAAUACAGCUACGGGGAGUACCGAGAUCUCCUUCGUGACUUUGGAACUCACUUUAUCACUGAGGCCGUGCUUGGAGGAGUUUACGAGUACACGCUUAUUAUGAACAAAGACAUCAUGGAGCGAGGAGAUUACACUUUUGACAGUGUUUCUUCCUGUAUUGAAAAACAAUUCAAAGUUGGUGGUGCCGUCUCUAAAGUCUACCUCAAAUUUGGCGCGUCAGAAAAGAAAUGCAAUGAUACUCUGAAUGAAAUCAAAGACAGAAACAAGAGGAACACCAUGGUAGAAGACUUGGUAGUUCUUGUGCGAGGAGGGACAAGUGAAUACAUCACCACCUUGGCAUACAGAGAGCUGCCAACAGCUGAACUGAUGCGGGAAUGGGGAGAUGCUGUGCAGUACAACCCAGCAAUUAUCAAAAUCAAGGCUGAGCCCCUGUAUGAGCUUGUGACAGCCACAGACUUUGCCUACUCCAGCACAGUGAAACAGAACAUAAAGAAGGCCCUAGAGGAAUUCCAGAUGGAGGUCAGCUCCUGCCACUGUGCUCCUUGCCAAGGCAAUGGAGUCCCUGUCCUGAAAGGAUCACGCUGUGACUGCAUUUGCCCUGCUGGUUUCCAAGGCAUAGCCUGUGAGGUCACCAAUCGGAAAGAUGUCCCCAUUGAUGGGAGGUGGAGUUGCUGGUCUGACUGGUCUGCAUGCUCUGGAGGACAUAAAACAAGACAAAGGCAGUGCAACAAUCCACUCCCUCAAAAAGGAGGCAGCCCCUGUUCAGGCCCUGCUUCAGAAACACUCGACUGUUAG
Cricetulus griseus (Chinese hamster) is the source of this 1770-nucleotide messenger RNA. Lineage: Eukaryota; Metazoa; Chordata; Mammalia; Rodentia; Cricetidae. The record is from RefSeq and is a predicted model, not a curated record.